CAGCUGAGUUUCCAUUUCUUUUUUUGCUUCCACUUCUCAUUGAGUCUCAUUCUCACUCGUUUCCAUUGUGUUUGUUUCUUUGUUUACUGCUGAUAUUUUAGUCUUUUUUCUUCUUCUUUUUAUUUAAAUUAAAUAUUCGAAUGAAAAUGCCCUCGUUGAUUCCAAUUGAAAGGUCAAAAAUGUCUAAUGAAAUGUGGGAGAAGCUUAAGAUUCACAUAAUUAGGCAGCGAGAGAAAAGGAAACAAGAGCAAGAACAAGAUGCUGAACAGGAAAGACUUCGCCGGGAGCAAGAGCUUAAACGUAAAAAAGAUGCCAUGACAUUGGAAGAGAUUAAAGAUCAGCUUAAUAAAUUGGAGACCAAAUUGAAAGAUAUGAGAAAAGAGAAAACUGACCUUUUCUCUCAAUUGAAGAAAGUUCUUAAUGAAGGCCCAACCGUUCGUAAAAAACCAAGGGAAAGAGAGCCCGAAGUAACUGGACCCCAAUUGUUGAAUAAUCAUGUUUAUCAUCCCUAUUACAUCCCGACCAGUAUGAUGUCUGCGGCCAGUGUAGCCAAUUGUCAAUCGCCAAUGUAUCAUAGAAAUCCUAAUCUUAGUGUUCCAAUGACCUCCAUUGUUUCCAAUAAUGUUAAUAAUUACAUCUCUCAACAAUCUGCUACCAAUCAUACUCAAGUUGUACCGGUUUCCAUGCAUUCAGUUGCCGGUGUAAUGUCCCAAUCAGCUAAUCAAGGAUUAAAACGGCCUCUUCAAAGGUCCUACGAGAAGAGUCCGUCACCGCCCGGUGUGCCUUACACAGGAAUACUCCCGGUCUACAAGAAUCCAAUGUCAUAUACACCAGCCUUACCAAGAACUCAAUCUGGUAACUAUUUAUAUUACCCUCAAGGAGCACCUCCACAACUUGGGUAUGAGGUGAAAGGUACACCCUAUCAUAUAUUUCCAAGUGCACCAGGACCUUACGGUGAUAAUCAACAGCAAAUUGAAGCCGCUGAGUAUGAGGCUAGUAAAUUACGUUACGAUUAUCAACAGCAAAUGAGAGCUCAAAGUCUCGUUGGACCUCAUCCAUCUACCUCUUCACUGAUCCCAAUUCAGACAGGCCCAUCGAAACCCGGUGGUAUUAGUGCUGGUUUUCCCGUCCAGAGAGUUUCUGGUUCAAAUGCUGGGCCGAAUAUGGGUCCAGGUCGUGAUGGUGUUUCAGUUCUUUAUCCAGGUCGAGAACCUCAACCGUUUCCCAUCCAUGGUCGAGACAUGAGAGAUUCUUAUCCACCUCGAGAUAUGAGAGAUUCUUCAGUGCCCUACCCUCUUUAUUAUUAAUCUUUUCACUGAAUUCUCGUUCAUUUAUUAAUAGUAAUAAUUAUCAUUCAAAAUGCGCUUAACUUAAUCCAUUUAUUGUCUCUCUUUUUGUAAAUAAUUUCAUCUCCAAACAUUUUCUCCUGGUAAUGUCUUAUUCAAUUGGAGAGUAAAACAAGAGAUUUAUCUGGACAAAGCUGAAUGAUUGACCUUGUGUUAUCAAUUAAUCUCAACUGAAUUCUUGAAAUACAAUAACACUUACAACUUUUAAUGUAAAUUAAAUCAAAACCUCUAAUUGA
Messenger RNA from Panonychus citri (citrus red mite), 1582 nucleotides. RefSeq lists its product as uncharacterized. The transcript has 3 exons. Gene Ontology annotation, molecular function: transcription coregulator activity. The record is from RefSeq and is a predicted model, not a curated record. Gene Ontology annotation, biological process: regulation of transcription by RNA polymerase II. Lineage: Eukaryota; Metazoa; Arthropoda; Arachnida; Trombidiformes; Tetranychidae. Bases 141 to 1307 code for a protein of 388 amino acids. Gene Ontology annotation, cellular component: transcription regulator complex.